Molecule: messenger RNA, 6529 nt
Organism: Athalia rosae (coleseed sawfly)
Lineage: Eukaryota; Metazoa; Arthropoda; Insecta; Hymenoptera; Athaliidae
Gene: vvl
Product: POU domain protein CF1A
Exons: 1
Coding region: 1136-2488 (450 amino acids)
Biological process (GO): regulation of transcription by RNA polymerase II; brain development
Cellular component (GO): nucleus
Molecular function (GO): RNA polymerase II cis-regulatory region sequence-specific DNA binding; DNA-binding transcription factor activity, RNA polymerase II-specific
Source: RefSeq, a predicted model, not a curated record
ACUUCGGGGACCCUUGCACGAGCUGGGCACAGGCAGUCAGUUGCUCUCAGCUACGACAUGCAUAACGCAUGAGAGCGAUCUCUCUCUGUCACGAACGUAGUAAGAAGUACGAUACGGUGGUGGCUCGUACCUGCGAAAAUAUCUCUGAACCGCAGAUUGAAAAUACUUUAUUCGUGAGCGGUGGACGCAGUGAAUUCUCUCGUUUAAUUGUUCUCGUUAAAUGCGUCGUGAUCGACGAGGUGUCGUACCCUGCGUCGAGGGUAUCGUAUCUUCCGGUUCAGUUCUCGAGAGUUUCGCUAAGCUAAUCGGGACCAGUGAUCGUCGUCCGGAUGUAGAGAUACGCGUGCCCCGUGGUACGCUGGACACUGCUUCUGCAGCGCGGACGUGUGUCGAUUGAAUUCGGCAGAAGAUAGAAAGAAAGAAAGAAAAAAAUAUAUUAACAACCACCACAAAAGAGUGUACAUUGUGGUAUCAUUGUUUAAAGGGAUAACAUUUGAACCAUACAAUCAACAGAAAUGGACUCACCGUGUGUCGUUUGGAUUGUGUCUAAUAAAAAAGUGCUACGUGAUUACGCUUUGACAACGCGGUGAUCUUGCAACAAGACCCCUAAAAAAAAAAGUAAUUGGUUUUUUUUUUUUCAACCACCAAAUUACUCCGAUAUUCGUCGGACUCCUGAGUGAGGGUGGAUCGACAUCACACGUACAAAUUCGACGGAGAUGUAAAGAUCCGUUCUGCCGAUUGUUGUUGUGAUCAAUGAAAACGAACGAGUAACAUUGUCGCUUGGACGGCGAUAGAGUUUUCAAAAAAAAAAUCGUUUGGAUUUUUUUUUUUUUUCGCGACGGCAGAGAGACGAUAAAAGCUCUCCUCUUCAUCUCUCGUCGUUGACACUCCGAACGGGGGAGGUCUUCCCCCGGCCCAGUGUCGGAAGAGGUGGCUGGAACGCGGGAGUCGGAGAACAGGGGCCAUCGGGUCUUCGGCGAUUAAUUGAUCGGCCGGAUACAAGGGAGUAUCGUCGCACGUCGCGUCAAAGGACAUUCGAGAACCGGGACCAACACCUAGGUGCGGAUCUCGGGCAAAAGGCGAAAGCACAGCAGGGUGGCAGAGCCGAGCCACCAAGGCCGGGACGUCGGAGUAGAUGGCUGCUACCACGUACAUGCCUGUUAGUAGUGCAGUGUCCGCUGAGCUGGAUGGUGGUUCCGGAUCCGGGAUCGGGAUGAACAUCGCCGUGGGUGGCUACUCCUCGGGUUCGCCCCGCAGCGCCGCUGACGCCGGCGAAAUGAAGUACAUGCCCGCUCCUCAGCAUCACCAUCAUCAUCACCAUCACCACCAAGUUUCCUCGUCACCGACGCCGAACGGACUUUCGCACCCGGCGAGUCUCAGUUCGGCCAAUCCUUGGGUCAGUCUUCAACCGGGCAGCGAUCCAUGGGCGGCAUCCAUGGGGAUGCACCACACGACCCACCACCCCCAUCACCAUCCGCACCAGGCGAACACGACGCUGGACGUGAAACCUCUGGCCGCGGCGUCGGCGACGGAUUCCGUCCAGGGGAUGCAUCACAGGGGGCCCCAUCAGUCCCCGGGGAUGGCCUCGCCGCAUUCCUGGCACGCGCCCGUCGUACCCUCGGCCCAUUAUAACCCGAGCGGCGGAGCGGCGUCUCCUACGACGCUGCAACAGUACCACGCGGCGAUGAACGGGAUGCUCCAUCAGCACCCGCACCAACAUCCUCACCAACUGCACAACCAUCAAGCGGGACUUCCGCACCAUCUGAGAGACGCGCACAACCACAGUCCGCCCUCGGGACACCCUUUGCACCCAGGACAUCCGCUCGACAGGGAUCACAGUGCCGGCGAAGAGGACACGCCGACGUCCGACGACCUCGAAGCCUUCGCCAAACAGUUCAAACAGAGGAGAAUCAAGUUGGGCUUUACUCAAGCCGACGUCGGACUAGCCCUAGGUACAUUAUAUGGAAACGUGUUCUCGCAAACGACGAUAUGCAGGUUCGAAGCGCUCCAGUUGUCCUUCAAAAACAUGUGCAAGCUCAAACCACUGCUUCAAAAGUGGCUGGAAGAGGCGGAUUCGACGACGGGAUCGCCCACGAGCAUCGACAAGAUCGCGGCGCAGGGUAGGAAGCGGAAAAAGCGUACGUCGAUCGAGGUGUCGGUGAAGGGUGCCCUGGAACAACAUUUCCACAAACAGCCGAAACCGUCGGCGCAAGAGAUCACUUCGCUCGCCGACAGUCUUCAACUCGAGAAGGAAGUGGUGAGGGUGUGGUUCUGCAACCGGCGGCAGAAGGAGAAGAGGAUGACUCCGCCAAACACCCUGGGCGACGGUAUGAUGGAGGGUAUGCCACCGGGACAUCAAGGUCAGGGAGGUCUUCACCAAGGAUACCAUCCGCAGGAUCAUCUCCACGGAUCGCCGAUGGGUCACAGUCACAGUCCCCCGAUGCUCAGCCCUCAGGGUCUUACGGCACAUUCCCUUACGGCCCACUAGCGUUCGCCGGGGCCUUCCCCACUAGGCCUUGCGAUAACCUCACAGGCAAAUUCUUCUUCGGAAGGUUUGCCACCGUUCUAUCACCACUAUCUUCAGGCGCGCACGAGCUACUCCACAUCGUAGCUGAUGGUGUCGGUAUUUGACGGUUCGGAAGAUUGGUGAAAAUUGACUCACGGGGUUACUAUCGUUACACAAGGCCUGCCAAGUACGGCGGGAAGGCUAUCUAUUUGUACCAAAAUGUAUGAAAGUGCCACGAUCGAAUAUACGGGCUUUUUCGUGUUACCGCGGACAAAAUGGACUGUUUCAAAUGAAUUAUACUAUGGACGGAAACUGAGAAGAAGACCUCCGGAUCGUUUCUUCGAAAGUUUUGUGAAAAUAAUUUGGUGAUAAAAAAAAAAAAACCUACUCGGGACUUUGAACCCUUCUAGGAUCCUGGUGCCGUGAAUGCGUUCAUGUAUAAUAACGUGAUAAUCAAACGACCAAAAAAAAAAAAAAGAGGAAAUUGAAAAAGCACGGGUAAGGGAUGAUCCUUUUACCGAUCAUCGCGAUGCUCCCGUUGACGAAUAAAAAUUUUCGUUUAACAUAAAUAUAGUUAUUUUUACAAAGUAUUGUGCGAAUUUGAGUUACAAUGUAACGCAAGAGCCGAAAGUUGAUUUGCGUUUCUAUUCGGUGAAACAAAACGUUUUUCAAAAAAGCACAUCCUCUUACUUGACCGUCGCGAGAGGCAAAUAUUCGAAGAGAACAGAGAAGAAGAAAACCAGAUUCAGAGUUUUGACGGAGUUCAAAGUUCAAAGUUUCGCCAAAUUAUUUUCGAGUGCAAUCGUCAACGUUUCAGGAUAAGUUUUCCGAAAUGUUUCCGUUAACGUAAUUCUGUUCCGUGGUAACUCGAGUGCCGGCUGCUAUACGUGGACACUUGUUUAUGUUAUUUAAAUUUGUUGAAAAUGAAAGAAAAAAAAAAGAAAGAUUACAAAUUCGAAUAACUUAAACGAAUAAAACUAAAAAGUUAGAAAUUAUUGUUCCGAGAGAGACGAUGUACGAUCUCGGAUGGAAUAAAGAUAAAAACACUAAAGACUACACUUCGCGAGUGAAACAAAAAAAAAAAUACCUAUAAAAUGAAACGUUUUAAUCCGAGCGAUUGGUGGGUGCGACACAAUUUUGUGCAAGUAUAUGAUAAUCGCGGAGAAUCAGGAUUCAGAAGUCAAUUCGCUCUUCUGGAUUCCUGGACUCUGUGGAUGUAUGCGGAGGCUCGGAUUGCCGUUUUAACUAACGUAGGUGUGCCGCCGGAGUUCGCCCGUACGGGCGAGCCGCGACCGGCCAAUGAUGUAAUAUAAGUAAAUAUGGACUGUAAAUAACGUACCACAUAAAACUAAUAAGUUAAGUGAGCAUGCGUCGUCGCGCGUUGAACAAAAAACGAAAGAGAAGCAGUCAAAAAAAAAAACCAGAAAUGCAAAACAGGAAAAAACCGAAAAAUUUCAAUUUAAAUUAUAGAAAUAGAUAGAAAAUAAAACCAACUUGCAAUCAACCAAUCAACAAACCUACGAAUGACAAAAAAAAAAACAAAUAAUGAUUAAUCAAACGAGCGACUUAGCGACACACCCCCUCCCACGAAAACCCCUUCUGUAUAAAGUAAGUAUAGAAAAUAUAACAAAGAUGUCGAAAGAUUCUAUGUAUAUUAUUAUUAACAUUUGAUUAUUAUAUAUAUUCUCGGGAAUAGAAUGCAAAAUGAGAAAUUAUCGCCUUAGAAUACCAUUAUAUUUAUUUGUAACAAUUUUUUCCCCCUCCCCCCCACCUAACCAUCGAAAUUUUCCUUCAAUUUUCAUACGUACGCGGGACGUGCACUCAAAUAUUACGUUAUACGAUAGCUAGAUAUACAUAUGUACUCACGAAAAUUUUCUUCCGUUUUUCCUACAUCAUUUCUCGGCAUUAUAAAUAGCCAUUUACCGCGCUGCAAUUCCGAACACACGUCUAUAGGUACAUAUUAUAAACCAAACUAAAAUCCAUGCCAGAAUAAAUUCCAAUUAGUCUCAAUUACCCGUGUUUAAGUUUCGUCUAUGCGAUAGUUACAUGUCCGUUAAUAUACACGUAUGCAUGCACGUAUAUACGUAACGUAUAUUCGUACUCGUCGCGGUGAGGGAGACGUCAUGGUAAUUUUGACAAUUCGAGACGGGUACCGUUGCCCGUCUCGCCCGCGUCUUCCAAGUCGUCGUUUUUUUGAGUUUUUUUCCUUUUUUUUUUUACCUCUCUCAUAUAUUAUACAGGUUUCCGAGUGAAUUUACCAUUUCAGAGAAAGAGAGUCGAGAAUUUUUUUGAAAAAAUAAAAACCACAUUUUUUUUUUAAAUUAUAUUCACGUACACAUAAAUAUAUCCAAAGUAGAUUCUUGUUUUUUGUUUUUUUUUCACUUCAAAUUUAUGUUUUUUAUUCGCCAUUUCGAAUGCCUGAAGAUAUACGCGUUUCCAAGUUGCACUACCUAUUAGCACUUUUUACGCAUGCUUAUGGUACAUGGGGCUGCGUGCAGUGCAGUCUACACUUCGUAGCAUUUUUCCAAAUCAAAAGAACAUGAGAAAAAAACGAUCGGUCGAUAAUAUCUAAUUGAACUCAAGUGCGAGUAAAUUUUUGUGAUCUCACUUUGCAAUCUGGUUCCUGCAGAUUCCAUAUUAUAUUUGUGUAAUAUUAAUAUUAUUUUAUUUUUGAGUUAUCGAUUAAACGAGAGGAAAAAAAAAAACAAAAAACGAGAAAAAAAAAAAUGGAAAACGACAAAAAAAAUAUAUUAUAUAACGAAAUAAUAAUUAAAGAGUAAUAAACACAUAAAUGACGAUGAUGAAGGAAGAAAAAAAAAAAACAGAGUAAACUUAAUGAAAAAAACAAAAUAAAAUACGAUUUUUUUCCAAUUCUGUACAUACUAGGAUUAUUAUGUAACAAAAUGAAAAAUGUGAAGUCCUGUUGACGGUAGUGUAACUAUUCGAAGAUUAAUAAAGAGAGAAAAAAAUUUUUUAAAUAAUAAAUAAAUGAAAAUGAAUAAUUAAAUAAAAAGGGAGGAAAAAAAUGCAACACAUGUUUUUAAUAGAAUGGCGGUGGAAUGUGCGAUCUUUUUUUUCUAGUUUUAUUCUUAUAUGUUUUUGUGUUAUUGUAUACGCAUGAAAUUGGUUUUUCUGAUCAUCAUCAGUGGCGACUGCCCUCCUCUGUAACCCUCGCCGAUCCGAAACACACGUAUUAUGUAAUUAUAAAUGUAUCGAAAUUGAAAGAUUAAUGAAAUAUACUUGUUGCAAUGAUCGCAAGUGUUUUUAUUCUCUUCGUUCUUUUGGAAUCAAAAUCUCGCUGUCGGUAGAAAAGUUAAACUUGCGUGUAAUGUUAUAUUUAUUUUGCUUCGGCUCUUCUCAAAUUAUGCGAAUAAAUAUUUAUAGAUAUUUGAUAUGCGUAAUUGCUAUACACAUUUUAUGUUAACACGCGAAAAUCCAUGACCCGCGAACGAAUUCGCACGAAUCUUAAUUUUCCGAAUAUUCUUUACAUACAUACGUAAUAUAGUCAGUUUUCGAGAAAUAGAUGCACCUUAAGACCGAUGCGAAAAAAAUUUAUUCAGAAAAAUAGAAAAUAAUUAAUAGCCAAAAUCAGAUUAUUAAUCACAUCAUCAUAUUUCUCCUGCAGUACAACGAUCAUGAUUUUCUGACUUGUCUUUCUUCUCUCAAAUCUAAUCAGAUUGAAAACAGCGGUCCAGAUUACCCAGAUAAAUAUCUUAUGUGAUACGAUACGUACGAAAAGAGCUUCUUCUUUCUUUCCUCAAAUUGAAUAAUCCGAUCAAAUAAUUUUACGUUAAAUCUAAUCGUUAUUAAUCACAUACCUACUGCAUACAGAUGUGCAUACACACAAUAUGGAUAAUUAUGCACAUAAAUUACACGGUGCAAAUACAUGCGGGUGGCGGUAUGGUCAGUUAUAGAUGAUCAGAAAAACCAGACACAUUUAGAGAAAAAAAAAAAAUACUAUAUGAAAUAAAGUAAAGUAAAAUAAACAAAAAAAAAAGUAAAAAAAAUGAAUAAAUAAAUAAA